UACAGGCCUUGCAUAGUGGUUUUGCUUGUCCAUUGUAAUUUUCUAACACUCCAAAUACAUUUUAUUAGUAAAUUAAUUCUAAUGAAAAAUACAGUAUUUUAAUGACUCCAAAUCACUUGUGAAUAAUAUUACUACAGGUAUCUGGUUCUGACACACCUCUUUGAUGACUCAGCUAUUAAUCAUUCUAUUAAUAUUUUUAUGCAGUGUUUUAGCUCAAUAGCUCCCAGGUUAUUUGGCCUUUUGACUCCAGAUCAGUUAUUGAUCUAUUACUACACACCGUGGUUCAGACACACCUUGUUGGUAAAGCUGUUAAUAUUGUCAACAGUUUAUAUCAAUAUUUACAUGAAAAAUGCAGCUUUUUAGCUCAGUUACCAGCAGAUUCUUUGACUUAUUAACUCAACAUCAGCAUUAUUAAGGCUUUCCUUAAUUUAUAUCAUUGUUCAGUUGAGUUUUUUAGCAACAAUAUUAAUAUGUCUUCUAUUUAUUAUAAAUAAGGGGAGUUGUGAUCCUUGGCACUGGACGUUUGUUUUGUUUAUUCUUUCAGUUUCGCUUUUACUGUAAUGAUGAGAAUAUCUGCACCCCGCUAAACAACGUGUCGUCUGGCUUGACUGCAGUCAGCAGUCCUCCGGAGCAGCGAGCUGCGUCUCCUUUAAAAAACAUUCUGCUCCUCUGGUGGAGAUAAGGUCGCUCCUCCAGAUCGUGGCGCACUUCACUUCACAAGUCUCCGUGUCUCCAGGAUCUCUGCUCCAUCUGACUGGUCCACAGGAAGAAAUUGACUGAAGAUGUCUGGUGUGGAUGAAGAGGAGGACAGAUCAGGUGUGGACAGGUUGUCUCUGAAGAGUAACCGGUCCAAAGGUCUUCUACCAGUGUUCAGUGGUGAACCUGGACCUUCACUGCAGCAGCUUCUAGAAGAACAUCAGAAGAGUGUGAGGAGGAGAUGUGAACGUGUGACUGAAGGAAGUGAUGAAGCAGGAGGAGGAAGCCUCCUCAACAGGAUCUACACUGAGCUCCACAUCACAGAGGGACUCAGUGAGGAGCUUCAGAGGGAACCUGAGCUGCAGCAGCUGGAGACAGCUUCCAGGAAGGAGAGCCUCCAUCACACUGCCAUCAGGGUUCAGGACAUCUUCAAAGCCUCGGCCCAGCAGCACACACACAUCCGAGUGGUUUUGACCAGCGGCGUGGCCGGCAGCGGAAAAACCUUCUCGGUGCACAAGUUCAGUCUGGACUGGGCCGAGGGCCUGGAGAACCAGGAUGUCAGUGUGCUGGUGGUGCUCUCCUUCAGGGAGCUGAACCUGCUGGGAGAGCGGCCGUACAGCCUCCUCUCGCUGCUGGCUGUUUUCCAUCCCACGCUCCAGAAGCUGACGGCAGAGGAGCUGGCUGUCUGCAGGCUGCUCUUCAUCUUUGACGGCCUGGAUGAAAGCAGACUUUCUCUGGACUUCAGCAGCAGCCGGCGGCUGCUUGACGUCUCCCAGCAGUCUUCAGUCAGCGAGCUGCUCACUAACCUCAUCCGGGGGGAUCUGCUGCCCUCGGCUCGGGUCUGGAUCACUUCCCGACCGGCGGCGGCCCAUCAGAUCCCUCCAACAUGUGUGGACAGACUGACAGAAGUGCGAGGCUUCACUGACGCCCAGAAGGAGGAGUACUUCAGGAGGAGGCUGAGUGAUGAGGAGCUGAGCAGCAGAAUCAUCUCCCACAUCCAGACCUCCAGGAGCCUCCACAUCAUGUGUGGAAUCCCAGUCUUCUGCUGGAUCACUGCUACAGUUCUGGAGCACAUGUUGAGCAGCGAGCAGAGAGGAGAGCUGCCCCAGACCCUGACUGACAUGUACUCCCACUUUGUGCUGGUUCAGACUCACAGGAAGAAGCUCAAGUACCAUGAAGGACCUGAGACGGGUCCACAGGAGCUGACGGAGGCUGACAGGGAGCUUCUUCUGAAGCUAGGCAGGAUGGCCUUUAAACAUCUGUACAGAGGAAACAUGGUGUUCUACCAAGAAGACCUGGAGCAGUGUGGUCUGGAUGUGACUGAGGCCUCGCUGUUCUCUGGAAUCUGCACUCAGAUCUUCAAAAGAGAGUGUGUGAUCUUCCAGAAAGCCGUCUACAGCUUCGUCCAUCUGAGUGUUCAGGAGUUUCUGGCUGCAGUCUUCAUGUUCCACUGUUUCACCAACAGGAAGACACAUGAGCUGAAGACAUUCAUGGUUGAGGUUCAUGCUUUCACAUCUCUCGACGUUUUCCUGAAGAUGGUCCUUCAGAAAUCCCUCAGAAGUCCAAACGGCCACCUGGACCUGUUUGUCCGCUUCCUUCAUGGCCUCUCUCUGGAAUCCAACCGGAGACUCUUAGAAGGUCUGCUGGGUCGGACAGAGAUCAGUCCAGAAACCAUCCAGAGAGUCAUCCAGAACCUAAAGAAGAUCAACAGUGACACAAUUUCUCCUGACAGAAGCAUCAACAUCUUCCACUGUCUGAUGGAGAUGAAGGACCUCUCAGUACAUCAGGAGAUCCAAGAGUUCCUGAAGUCAGAGAACAGAUCAGAGAAGAGACUCUCUGAGAUCCACUGCUCAGCUCUGGCCUACAUGCUGCAGAUGUCAGACCAGGUCCUGGAGGAGUUGAACCCGAAGAACUACAGGACAACAGAGGAGGGACGACGGAGACUGAUCCCAGCUGUGAAGAACUGCAGGAAGGCUGAUCUUUCUUUCUGUGGACUCUCUGAUUCUCACUGUGAAGUGAUCUCCUCAGCUCUGAACUCUGACCCCUCCCAUCUGAAACUUCUGGAUCUGAGUCACAACAACCUGAAGGAUUCAUCAGUGAAGAUUCUGAGUGCUGGACUGGAGAGUCCAAACUGUAACCUGGAGACUCUGAGCUUGCAGGGCUGCAGUUUGUCAGAGAUCAGCUGUUCUUUUGUGGUCUCUGCUCUAAAGUCCAACCCCUUCCUCCAGAAACAUCUGGAACAUCUGGACCUGAGCUGGAACCGUCUGCAGGAUUCAGGUGUUUCUCAGCUGUGUGGUUUUCUGCAGAGUCCACUCUGUGGUCUGCAGACUCUGAGGUUGAUGAGCUGCAGUUUGUCAAAGAUCAGCUGUUCUUCUCUGGCCUCAGCUCUGAAGUCCAACCCCUCCCACCUGAAAGAGCUCCACCUGGAUUCCAACCAGCUGCAGACUCCAGAUGUGCAGCAGCUGGUUGACCUUCAGCAGAGUCCAGACUGCAGCCUGCAGACUCUGAGGUCAGUAGAUGAGAGCAGAGAAGAGGCUGUGAGUCCUGAAGAUCCUCCUCCUCCUCCUCCUCCUCCUCCUCUCCUCAGAUUGUAUCAUCAAUAGAUGUCCAUGGCGUUAUCAGAAUUUGAAAUGCUGCCGUACUGGAAAAUGUUCUUCACUCAGAACUUUUCACCUCCCUGAAUGUGACUCUAUGGAACAAUACAUACAUCUGACAUGGGAACAAGUCCUUGUUUUUUAAAGACUGUUCUGAGAAGAAUAUUUGACUGACAACUGAUCCUCGUCCAACUGUAUAACUAACUGUUCCCAAAGUUUUUCAUUUGGACCAGAGAAAGCCACGUUCCAACUGAUGGUUUGGUUUGUAUUCAUUUUGUCACAGCAAUUGGCAAACCUUCUCAAAUCGGUAGACAUGACCCACAACCACCACCAUGAAAACUAAAGAGAAGACAAAUAUACAUUAUCAGCAGUGGCGGCUGGUGGUGAAAUUUGUUGGGGGGGCUAACAAAUGCUUGCAUAAUACAGAUUAAAUAGUUAACAGAGCUGCAAAAGCAACAUCACCUAUGAUACAUAGUUACAUCAAUUACAGGUAGCUACACUAUACUUUUUUAGUGCUCUACAUCAACACACUCUGUCUCUCUCUCGCUCUCUCUCUCUGUCACACGCAUACAUUUCUGCACUACAUACGUGUUCCAACCUAACUUCAACGACUGCCCACAGACAGCCUGCUGCAACUAUCUUAUUACAACUGUUUGGUGACAUGUAGCCAAACACGCUUCACUCAGCAAAAACAAGGUGUCACAGUCGACAUGGGCCUACUUUAUUUGAAAAGAAGCGCACAUCGACGCCUUUCUGGGACGCAAACAGGUUAAUCACCAUGUCGUUGAAGUCUGGUAUUUUUUGGAUGAAGUCCGUCUCAGUCGACAGUGUGGCAGGUGCAUUCAAUCGGUCCAAAUAAUUAGAUUAUCCAAAGCAAAUAGUCCACCUCGUUCAUGCUAAGACCCGCCAUUGCUGAACUUUUUCUCCCUCCUUCCCAACUCUGGCACCAAUAGCAGCCCCGCUGAGUUGAACUGCUUCUAUUGGUCAAGAGUCAGCGGCCUAUGGGCUAACUGAAGUUAACCCAAAAUGCUCAGUAAGCCACGGGAGGCGGGACAUGACACCUGUCAAUCACUUACAAGAACUAAAUGAAUGUAUCUGCUGGGGCUGUAAAAAAAUCAGCCCAUUUAGAGAUAUUCUGUGUUUUCCU
This is a messenger RNA of Salarias fasciatus (jewelled blenny), 4437 nucleotides long. RefSeq names its product NLR family CARD domain-containing protein 3-like. Lineage: Eukaryota; Metazoa; Chordata; Actinopteri; Blenniiformes; Blenniidae. The transcript is spliced from 8 exons. Gene Ontology annotation, molecular function: protein binding. Bases 783 to 3299 code for a protein of 838 amino acids. The record is from RefSeq and is a predicted model, not a curated record.